Tetrahymena thermophila SB210 is the source of this 6195-nucleotide messenger RNA. Its product is annotated as transmembrane protein, putative. Lineage: Eukaryota; Ciliophora; Oligohymenophorea; Hymenostomatida; Tetrahymenidae. The record is from RefSeq and is a predicted model, not a curated record. The transcript has 14 exons.
AUGCAAAAAAAGUUGAAGAUAGAUGUGCCUCGUUACUUAGAAUAGAAUAUCAUUACUAACUUUCUAAAGAUACCGAAUACGAAUUUACUAUUGAUUAACACAUUAUCCUAAGAGUCAAGUUAAGAAUAAUCAAGUAUAGUAUAUUAUGAUGAUCUUUCUAAGAAUUUUGACAAUAUUAUUAAUGCUAUUAAGACUGAUUACAUCAUAUUGUAAAUGGAGUUUGUUGUCAAAACUAAUUAAAUUCUAAUUGUUAGUCCUAAUUAGCUUAUCACUGCAAAUGUUUACACACUCUAAAGACUGAAUUAUCUAACUUUCAGAUCUGCUACAGCUCUUAGUUUGAUUUAAGGCACAGAUUUAGCAGUCCUUACUAUAUAAAUAUGUAAGUUUUAUAUAGUAGACGUAAUUUAACUAAAGUAGAUAUUUUCUUAAGACACAUGCUAUUUUAAUUAUAAUCUUAAUAAUUUACUUUAAUUUCCAAAAACUUUCUUAUUACAAAAUGAUUUGCUACUAAUAGCUUUAAAAGAUAAUUAAGGUUUCUAGGCAUGGUCAUUUAAUAUAACAACAUAGUAAAUCAGUUAUCAUAAUUACUUACCAGAGCCAUAUAUCGAUAUAGCUUUAAAUUAAAAUAUUAUAUUUGCUGUAGGUAAAGUCUUAAUGAAUGCAACAGAUGACUUCUUAAAUGUCAAACUUAUUAAAACCGGAUUUUUUUCAUUUUAAAAAUAAAGUUUAUUUCUUAGUGACUCCAGAAAUAUAUUUAGAUUAGAUUUUUAGAUAAGCAUGAAUCAAUCUAAAUAAAAUAUAUAUUCUUUGACCUAUCAGAUGGCUAAUCAUCCUUUUCCUAUAUAGACUGAAGGAAUAUAGUUUACAUUUUGGUAUUAUUUGUAAGAAAACAAAUAAUUAAUUUUACCACUGAAAAACAAUAUUCUAGGAUAGUCUUACACAUUUCUUUAUUCCUAUGUUGACAAUACAUUUACAUAGCGUUAGUAUUAUACAUCUACUGGUUGGGCAAAAAUAUUUUUAAUUAAUUUGAAUCAAACUUAUUAUUAUGUAACACCAUUAUUGAACACAGUUAAAGUAACUUAGGAUAAACCUUCUGGAAAUAUAGUUUGGUAGGUUUAAUACAACGAGAAUAUUAUUAAUAAAUAAAAUAGCUUUAUUUAAAUCUAAAACUAUCCUAAUGGAUAUAUAGUUUUAGUGGGUUCACAAAUGAUGUAUUAAAUUGAGAUUUUUGAAACUUAAAAUAAGAAAAUAUUAGAUUUAAGCUCAUUGAAUCUAUCUAUAAAUAGAAUUAGUUAGGUUAUAGUCUCAUUUUUAGAUUAAAAUAAAUAUCUUUGGGUAGUGUUUGGAUUGCCAUUUAAGGAUAAUGAUGAAACAUUUUUAUUUUGGAUAAUUGAUAUUUGGAAUUUGAAUUUCUAAACUUUAUCUUCAGACAAUAGCGAUGAUAAUUUAAAUUAAACAUGCUAUGCUUUAUAUUCAGAUCAGAAUAAGUAAAUAGUUGGAAUAGAUGUAUUUGCAAACGUUUAUGUUUGGAAUUCAUAAAAUAUUACUUAAUUUAAAUUUAAAAAAUCAAUUACUGCUUUUUAGUGCUAUAAUUCUCCUAUAGGUUAAUUAUACAAUAAUCGCAAUAUUAUUUAUUUGAUAGCUGUUUGUGAUAACUAUAAUGUUAUAAGUUUUAACCUAAAUACUGGAGAUACAUAAUUAUUAAUUAAAAUGUCUUCAUCAUCAAAUCAUGUAAACUCAUUUGAGGACAUUUAGCUUAUUGGUUUUGGUGAAAAAGAUACAGGAAAUGUCUAUUUAUUUUAAUUUGAUCAGGUCAGAGAAUAAUUUAGUUUUUUUUUGCAAAUCUAAACUGUAAAAUACAAAGAUGAAACAAUUAAUCUCACUUAUUUAGCUGAUUCUUAAAUUCUUUUCAUUUAAUAUUACUAUAGUAAUUAUUUUUUUCCUAUUGGAUCAUGUUUAGAAGAUAUAUAAAAUUGCUUAAGUUGUGAGAUGGAUUUUUAUUUUAGUUCUACUGAAAUCUAAUAAUCAAAUAAUUUAUAUGGACUAGGAACAGCUGAAUCACCAUUUUAAAGCUCAAAAAAUUUAAUUACUUCCUUUUUACAACUCCAAUAAUAUUGUGACCUAGUUAAUUAAGUCUAAUAGAUAAAUAUAAAAAUUUAUAUAAACCCAAGAUAUUCAUUUCAAAUAUUUUAAGAGCUGAUAAACAUUGAUUUUGGGAGUUUAAUUAAUUUGACAAUUUAGAGCAUUGAUUAAUAAAUAUAAGCUGAAAUCAGUACUAUUAAUAUUUUAGAAUUUAAGUAAUUUAAGAUGUUAAAAUUAUAAAAUUUAAUAAUAUAAUACAUAUUAUUGUAAUAAUAUGAUUUAAAUUCCUAUUGUGGAUUAAAGAUAACAGAUGUAGUUUAAUGGGCGAUCAUCGAAAAUAUCAAUUAUAAUUAACAGUUUGAUGGUUAGAACAAUAAUUGCUAUUCUUUGUAUAUCAAUAAUUCUUCUGCUAUAAUUUAAGACAUAAAUAUAUCGUUUGUUGAUUUCUCAAACUUUUAAGAUUUAAUUCUUGUCAGUAACUCAAAUCAGAUUAUUAUCCAAAAUUUUACACUUUAGAAUUCUAUUCUAAAUAGUUAUUUUAGCAUAUUAAGAUAGAUGAGCAAUACAAACAUAACAAUCAAUCAAAUGGUUAUUCAAAACAACACAUGUGAUUAAUAGUAAAAUUCAGGUUCUAAUUUUGUUGGAUAGUUAUUUUAAGCAGGACAGUUUAAUGUUAGCAAUAUAUAAAUAAUUGAAAACUAAUUUUGUAAUUAAUAAAUAUUUUCAAUAAUUUCAAAUAUUAAUCAACAAAAUAUUACGCUAUAACUUUAAAAUAUAACUAUAAUAUCAAAUAUAUUUUAUACAACUGCUCCAUAUUUAUUACUUAAUGCAAUUUACGCCUUUAGCCCUCUUCCUUAGCAUACUCUUCUUGUGAGCAACAUUUACAUAUUAGACAAUUAGUAUUUACCAAAUUCAUAAAUAAAGUAUUAAAAUGGUUAAAAUACUACAUCACUAAUAUUGAUAGAUAAUAUCAAGGAUAUUAAUAUUUAAAAUAUUAUUUAUAAAAAUUAAAAUGAAAUAGCUUUUCUGAAAGCUUCUUAUGUUGAAAAUAGUAAUCUAUAUAAUAUAUCAUGUUAAAAUGAUGCAAAAUAUUUUAAUAGCACUAUUUCUAAUUAUUAUGCUGGUUGUUUGCUAUUUAAAGAAGUAAACCAAUUUAGUCUAAAUAUAUUUAAUUCAAGCUUCAUCAAUGCCUCUGACUAAUAAAUUAUAAGUAUAAUAAACUAAAACUAUUAAAAUAACAUAAUCUUGCUAACCAAUAUAGAAAUAUUUUCAAGUUUCUUUACAUAAACAUUAUCUAAUUCUUAUUCUAAUCCUGUAUUUAUAUCCUCUGACUAUAGCUCUUAAAUAGAAAUAUAGUCUUCAUAUUUUCAUGAUAAUGUGCUCUAUGGUUAUAUUAAUGCUUAAACAUAAUCUACGACUGGUAUUUAACUUAUCAAUUCUUUAGGAAGCAGUUUAAUUUAAGAAACAAGAUUUAAUAAUUCUAAAUCUAACUCUCUCUACAAUUUUAUAUUUGUUCAGAGCAAUAUCUUGAUUAUUAAUAAUUGCUCGUUUUCAAAUUCUUCUUUUGAUUUAUUAGAUACAACUAGUUUGCUUAUUUAAUAAGGAGGAUGUAUAAGAGCUAAAUGUAAUACAUUUCAGUUAUCACAGUCUAAGUUAUCAUAUUCAACAGCUAGUAUAGCUUCUUUUAUAUAUUUGGAAUCAUUGAGCAAUUAAAUAAAUAGUUUGAUUUCUUAAUCAUAGUUUUCUUAAGGAUUUUCAAAUUCAGAUGGAGGUGCUAUCUACAUAAAUUCUCAAAACUCAAAAAUAAAAUUUAUCAUUGUUAGAUCAAAUUUUACUGAUGUUUAUACUUUUUCUCAAAACUCAAAUAUUAUAUCCAUUCAAAACCAAAAUUAAGGAACAGCAGACUACUAAGAUAAAUUUUCUUUUGUAGAUAUUAGAUUGACGAAUGUCUUAGGGGGCAUAAAUACUAAAUUUUUAAACGUCUAAUACUCUGAGGUUUUAUUUUAAUAUAUCUAUGGGAAAAAUACAGAAAUUAAAUAGUUUCCUUAUAUAUUGGCUUAAAUGGCAGGUUUUGAAACUUUUUACACACCAACUUUAAUAUAGGCAUAAUACUCGAAUAUUACAUUCAGGGAUACUAAUUUUUUUAACAUAACUUCAUCAGAUCAUUCUAUCUUACCACUUUUAAUAUAAUCAGUUGACUCAAUUGUGAUAAUAAAUAAACUAAAUAUUUCGUAAUCAUAUUUUUGGAUAAGUUUAAUAGAUGCUGCUUAUUGUCAAUUAUUCAUUAGUUAAAGUAAAUUUAACAAUCUGUCUACUGUAAAUAGAUCUCAUCCUUAAAACUAUAUGUCUGUUUAAUAAAGUUAUGGGAAUUCUUUGAUUAAGUUAAAUGCUUCGUAAUUAGAGAUAUCAGAUUAAACAUUUUUUAACUAAAUAAUAUGCAGCAAAAAGUGUUAUGGUUCUAGCUUAUCUUUAGUAAACUCUAGAUUCAAUAUCUCAAAUACAUACUUCACAAAUUCAUAAGCGUUAAAUGGAGGUGCCAUUGCAAUAUAAGGAGGUAAUGAAGAAAAUAUAAUACAAGACUGCAAUUUUAACAAUAAUUAUGCAAUUAAUGGCGGAGCAAUUUACUUAACAGCUAAUGAAAAUGAUAAUAUAUAAACUACGAUUGUUGAUUCAAAAUUUAAAAAUAACAUUGCUAAUACAGGUUAUGGAGGUGCUUUAUAUAUAGAGGUACUUGGUACAAACUUUAUUUUAAGUACUAUUUUUAUUAAUAGAACAGCAAUCUAAAGUAAUUAGGCAAAUAUAGGUGGUGGAAUAUACAAUUAAGGAAUCAAUCCUAAGUUUUAUUAAUCUAAUAUUUCUCACAACUAAGCAUAUAUAUAUGGAGAUGAUUAAUUUUCAUAUCCAUCUCAGCUUUAUCUUGUUAAUUAUUACAAUUUUUCAUCAUAUAAUAAUCAAAAAAUAAAGAUCAAUAACUUUAAAAGUGGAAACUAGAUGCCCAAACUCAUAUUUUAACUAAAAGACAGUAGCUAUAAACCUAUAACAUAUAUUAAUUAAUAAUAAUAACUCACAGUAAAAGCUUAAGUUAGUUCAAAAACUGUUAAUUCUUCUUUAUAUUACUUCAGAGGAAAUACAUCUGUAAAUAUUGAUCCUCAAUAAAAUGUAUUUGUCUUUGAAUAAAUAGAUUUGAUUGGUAUUCCAGGUUCAGAUUCAAUUCUUGAAUUUGUCUCUGAUUCUAUAAAAGUUUUUAAUAACGAUACACAGAAGUAUGAAAACAAUUAUACAUUUGAAGUCAAUGUUAAUUUUAGGAAUUGUGUUUAUGGAGAAAUCAUCUAUAAGUAUAAUAAUUUUACUGAGUGUUAAGUAUGUGAUGAUGAAAAGUAUUCGUUGGACUUUUAAGAAUGUUAUUCUUGUCCACAAGGAGCAGAAUGUCAUAAUGGAGUUGUUUAUCUUUAAAAUGGAUAUUGGAGAAAAGAAGAUAAAAGUAUAGAAAUUAUUUAAUGUCACAACUUAUAGUAAAAUUGUGUAGGAAAUUCUUUUGGAAAUAGUGUUUGUGUUCAAGGAAAUAUAGGGCCUUUAUGUGAAGAAUGUGAUAUUUAUGGCGAGUUCUGGGGGAAAAGCUAUACAAGAUCUAAUUAAUAUUAGUGUCAAUUGUGCCAAGAAUUAAAGUAUAAUUCUUGGAAGAUAGUUCUUACAUAUAUUUGGAUACUUUUCUCUAUCUUUUUUACAGUACAAGAUCAUGAAAACUUCUUUUUAAAAAAUAUUUUUAUAAAUAAUAUACGAAGAUAAAGUUAAAAGCUAGGUAUGUAAAACUUUUAAAAACCUUCUAAUUCUAUGGUAUUAUCAUAAUAAAGUUAAAAAACUCUUAAAAGUAUUAAAGGAGAUAUGUCUGCUAAAAACUAUAUUAAAAUAUUUACAAAUUAUGCUUAAAUUGUUAGUUAGGCUGUAGCUUUUAACCUAAAUAUUGAAUCAUGUAAAUUAAAUCAAUAUUAUUUGACUAUUCUCUAUUAUUAAAUAACAGUUAAGUUUUUUUUAUUUAGAAGAUUUAUUAAUAUUUAAAUAAGUUUCUUAAUAUUAAAAAAUUUAUUUUUUUCUUAAUAAAAUUUUUUUAAUUGA